AUGUAUUGAAUGUCAUGCCUGUUAUUUAGACUAGAAUCUGACUGUAUUUUUUUUUUUUUUCAUUGAGGUUGUUACUGAUCUAGCUGGUCCGGGUUUGUUUGGAUAAGGAGAGGCGGUGUUUCGAAACGUCAGAGCUUUACACUUGAUUUUAUCGGGGUUGAGUUUAUAUGUUUUGAGACUUCCGACUUUAGGCGACAGUGCGGUGCUCUACUGCGGAACACAACUGCAAAUUUCUGUGAAUGAAGGGCUCUUAAAUCGAUCAGAAAAUGUCAGGCACAAAGGGCUCAUCGCUAUGUCGCCUGGGUCUAAUAGUGACGCUGGCUUGUAUCAUCUCUCUGAGCUUGAUGUUUGUCAUGUUUCAAUCUCCAAAAAACUGUCCUCUUCCACCUCCUAGACCUGAACAAAGUUUGUCUCCUGAGAGCAAGAGCUCUCUUACUAAUGCAAUAGAAGACAAACCCGUUCUUCUACUUUGGUUCUGGCCGGAAAAUUACAGGUUUGACUUCAGCGACUGCAAAACAAUUUACAAUAUCGACAAUUGUCAUGUGACGGAUGAUCGAUCUCUCUACGACAAUGCAGAUGCUGUCCUCAUUUUUCACAAAGCCAUCAGUUGGGACCUGACCAACCUUCCUCAAUCUCCUCGUCCUCCGUUCCAGAGGUGGAUUUGGUUUCAUGUCGAAUCGCCAACCAACACCCAUAGAAUACCAGGUCUGGAAAACCUGUUCAAUCUCACUCUCAGCUACAGACAUGAUGCUGAUAUUCCUGUACGGUUGAAAUUAAACACUAGGAAGAAACCAGAUACGGAGUUUGUAAUUCCCAAAAAGGACAAACUGGUGUGUUGGAUUGUGAGUAACAAUGCUCCCUCAACAGGUGUUGGCACUAGGAACAAGUUUUACCAAGAAUUCAGCAAACACAUCCAAGUGACUAUGUUCGGAAAGGCUUAUUCAAAGUUCUUGGAUCCUAGCGAAUACUAUCCCACCCUAGCUAGCUGCAAGUUUUACCUUUCCUUUGAGAACUCCAUCCACAAGGACUACAUCACUGAGAAAAUAAAUGGGCCGUUUGCUGCAGGAACCGUCCCUGUGGUUCUGGGUCCUCCUAGAAAAAACUAUGAAAACUUUGUUCCCGGCGAUUCCUUCAUUCAUGUGAACGACUUCCCAGAUCCAAAGUCACUAGCAGACUAUCUGCUUCAGCUGGACAAGGACGACGAAGCGUACCGCAGGUACUUUAACUGGAGGAAAUAUCUCUAUCCAACUCCUCAUUUAGUACAACAACUCCAAGAGUUUAUUCUGCCUAUUUGCACCGCCUGUGACCAUAUAGGACGACACAGAGAAUAUAAACAAGCUCAUGAUCUCUAUGAAUGGUAUUUCAACUGAAGUCACCAAUGAUUCAUUUUUGGAUAAUCAUUAUAGGUUUGCUUGUGUAAGGAUGUAUAAAAAGUCUUUUUCGAGAUACUGUAUUUUUAAUAUCAUUUUGUAACCUUUUACUAAUCAAUUAAACCAUAAACAAUUAUUGCACAAGCACUCGUGGAACAGUCCAUAAGUUUUACACUUUUGGCGUGACUCAUGAACUUGUUUUAUAGUCUCUAUGCAGGAGGCAUUGUGAACAGAACAAUACACGCUAAUGUCUGUAAUGUAAGAUGCCUAAGACAGAACUAGGCUACAGGUCUGAGACAAACCACGUGUGACACGUGACCCCGCAAGUGCCUUGGUGGAGUGACCUCUCACAGAACUGGCAGAUCUGGCUCAGGCCAUGAAGAUGAGAUGAACUGCAGGACUUAAAGCAGACUCGUCAUUCAAUGUCUGAGUUGUUAAAUCUCAAAUAUUUAAAUAAAGCAGUUGUAAUUGAAAGGACAUUACUUGAGUUUUAUACAGAUUUUCAUGUCUUUCAUUGUUGCCUGGUUGUUUCUUUUAAUACAAAUGGGGAACAGAUUGUAAGCAAAUAAAACUGGUUAACACUGAUUCAUCCUUGG
Pimephales promelas (fathead minnow) is the source of this 1966-nucleotide messenger RNA. Its product is annotated as 4-galactosyl-N-acetylglucosaminide 3-alpha-L-fucosyltransferase 9-like. Gene Ontology annotation, cellular component: membrane. Gene Ontology annotation, molecular function: alpha-(1->3)-fucosyltransferase activity. The record is from RefSeq and is a predicted model, not a curated record. Lineage: Eukaryota; Metazoa; Chordata; Actinopteri; Cypriniformes; Leuciscidae.